Messenger RNA from Penaeus monodon (black tiger shrimp), 1096 nucleotides. RefSeq names its product glycine receptor subunit alpha-4-like. Gene Ontology annotation, molecular function: extracellular ligand-gated monoatomic ion channel activity; transmembrane signaling receptor activity; neurotransmitter receptor activity. The record is from RefSeq and is a predicted model, not a curated record. Gene Ontology annotation, biological process: nervous system process; signal transduction; regulation of membrane potential. Lineage: Eukaryota; Metazoa; Arthropoda; Malacostraca; Decapoda; Penaeidae. Gene Ontology annotation, cellular component: membrane; synapse; neuron projection.
AUGGAGGCCAUUCUUAGGAUGAAGCCCCUUAAAUCUUUGAAAGGAAGCUUGAAAAGCUUGGUGGAGCUCGCGUGCGAGGGCAGCGUGCACGACAGCCCGCUGGAGUUCAAGGACAUCAUGCCGGACAACCCGCGUGACUACGACAAAAUGGCUCCCCCGAAGGGCGGCAACGAGCCCACCACCGUCUUCUUCCACGUCACCGUCAUGAGCCUCGACUCCAUCGACGAAAGCUCCAUGACCUACGCCGCGGACAUCUUCUUUGCCCAAAGCUGGAAGGACUGGCGUCUGCGUCUUCCCGAUAACAUGACCCACGACUACCGCCUAUUGCCGGUCAAUUGGCUCAAGUCUAUGUGGACUCCUUUUUCUCCUCAGGAUAUUGGCGCCGGAUUCUUUUUUCAGAAUGCGAAGCAAGUCACCUUCCAGGAGAUGACCAUCCCCAAUCACUACAUUUGGCUCUAUCAAGAUAAUACCAUUCUCUACAUGGUCAAGCUGACUCUGGUGUUGUCAUGCGCGAUGAACUUCCAGAUUUACCCUCACGACACGCAAGAGUGCCACAUGAAGAUUGAAAGUCUAUCGCACACGACGGAUGACUUGGUCUUCAUGUGGGACCCAAACGUGCCUCUCGAAGUGGAUCGGAAUAUCGAACUUCCGCAGCUCGAUUUAGUAAAGAAAUACACCGGCGACUGUACGCAGGUUUACUCAACAGGGAACUUCACCUGCCUGGAGAUCGUGUUCACCUUCAAGCGCCGACUCGGCUACUACCUCUUCCACACGUACGUCCCGACCUGCCUCAUCGUCAUCAUGUCCUGGAUCAGCUUCUGGAUCCGGCCGGAGGCGGUGCCGGCGCGGGUCACGCUGGGAGUCACGUCGCUCCUCACGCUCUCCACGCAGCACGCCAAUUCGCAGAAGGCGCUGCCGCCGGUGUCAUACAUUAAGGCCAUAGACGUGUUCAUGUCCUCGUGCACGGUGUUCGUGUUCUUCUCCCUGAUGGAGUACGCGCUCGUCAACGUGGUCUUGGGCGACGUGCCGGAGGAGUACAAGAAGACGAGGCCGAGAACACUCAUGCACUUGCCCAACAAACAGGACAGCGAAUCCC